AUGUUCGCCCGACAGGUUUUCCGGCCAGCCCACGUGCUGAAGAACCAUGUCCGCCGCUACGCGACCGAGCCUCCCCAAAGCAGCAACCGCAGUGCCGCGCUCUUCGGCGGUAUCGCCGCCGCCGCGGGUGCAGGCGCCUACUACUACAUGAACAUGGGCGACGUGGCUCCGCGCAACAAGGAGCGCCUAGGCGACCAGUCCGCGGCGCAGGGCUCGCCAUCGUCGCGGAGGGAGGAGGAGAAUAUACCGGCGAAGGCGGAAAAGCCAAUGAUGGCGUUCAAGGGCGGAGACCAGGGGUUCAUCUCGUUGAAGCUGGAGAGCGUGGAGGAUAUUAAUCAUAAUACGAAGAGAUUCCGGUUUAAGCUGCCGGAGGAGGAUAGUGUUUCUGGGUUGCACGUCGCGUCGGCCGUCAUUGCUAAGUACAAGGGCCCUGAGAUGGAAAAGCCUGCAAUUCGGCCAUACACGCCCGUCAGCGACGAAGACACCAAGAACUACAUGGACUUUGUAAUCAAGCGCUACCCCGACGGCCCCAUGUCCGAGCACCUGCACAGCAUGAACCCGGGCCAGCGGCUCGACUUCAAGGGGCCGAUCCCCAAAUACCCUUGGGAACCCAACAAGCACGACCACAUCGCGUUGGUUGCCGGCGGGACGGGUAUCACGCCGAUGUACCAGCUCGCGCGCGCGAUCUUCAAGAACCCCGAGGACAAGACAAAAGUGACGCUCGUCUUCGGCAACAUCGCAGAAGAAGACGUUCUGCUGAAGCGCGAGUGGGACGAGCUCGAGAACACGUAUCCACAGCGCUUCCGCGCGUUCUAUACGCUGGAUAAGCCGCCAGAGGACUGGCAGCAGGGGAAGGGCUUCAUUACCAAAGAGUUACUGAAGACGGUGCUGCCGGAGCCGAAGGAGAAGAACGUCAAGGUUUUCGUGUGCGGGCCGCCGGGUUUGUACAAGGCUGUUAGCGGCACGAAGAAGAGCCCCCAGGACCAGGGAGAGCUGGAGGGACAUCUGAAGGAUCUUGGGUACAGCAAGGACCAGGUGUACAAGUUCUAG
Coniosporium apollinis CBS 100218 is the source of this 1050-nucleotide messenger RNA. RefSeq names its product NADH-cytochrome b5 reductase 2. Gene Ontology annotation, biological process: ergosterol biosynthetic process. Gene Ontology annotation, molecular function: cytochrome-b5 reductase activity, acting on NAD(P)H. Bases 1 to 1050 code for a protein of 349 amino acids. The transcript has 4 exons. Lineage: Eukaryota; Fungi; Ascomycota; Dothideomycetes. The record is from RefSeq and is a predicted model, not a curated record.